Molecule: messenger RNA, 1805 nt
Organism: Mytilus trossulus (common blue mussel)
Lineage: Eukaryota; Metazoa; Mollusca; Bivalvia; Mytilida; Mytilidae
Product: motile sperm domain-containing protein 1-like
Exons: 7
Coding region: 187-822 (211 amino acids)
Cellular component (GO): cytoplasm
Source: RefSeq, a predicted model, not a curated record
CGAUGAGCUCAAAUGAAAAUUACACAUGAAAUGGUGACGUUUUACACAAGGACAAAAACAAUAACAAAGCCAGCUGAUUUCACGACGCCAAAUUUAGAAUUCUUUAUGCAAUCACCAAAGAAAGACACAUACUUUAUCAUUUUAUUAAAAGAAAGCACCAACAAGAUAAAAGACUACUCAUGACAGAUGCAACCCUCUCAACUGACAGAUGGCAAACUCCCACUGUUUGUCUUCCCAUCAAACCUGACAUUUUAUUCAGAUGACCAGUCAUCACAUAAACAAAUACUGACUGUGUAUAAUCCUUAUGACUCUCCUUUAAAGUUUAAAGUGUUGUGUACAGCACCUAGAAGAUACACAGUUGUUGAUUCAGAAGGAACUAUUAGGCCAAGAUGUUGUGUUGAUAUAGUUGUGAGACAUAUUGAUAUUAAUAUAAACAAUGAAGGGGUCGAAGAUAAAUUCAGAAUACAAGUGGUGGAACAUGGACAAAAGAAAGUUAUUGGAAAGAAAGAAAUUAUAUCAGUAUUGCUGCCUAAAAAAGAAAGAUCUGUACAACCAGAGGAAAACUUCCAGUCUCUGCCUUCAUCUACAUUGCCUGCUGAUAGAUCUCAAAGCCUUUCAUCCAGACCAAGUAGAUCUGAGAACAGUGGUGGACCCAGUCUGUUUGUGAUUAUUACUGCCCUAGUUUGUAUUAUUGCCCUCAUGCUACCACAGCAGGGAGAUAUUGCUUCCCGUCUUCCAGACUACUUGCAUUUGUCAGUACCACAGAAACUUAUAGCUGCAUAUAUUUUAGGAUUGGUUACUAUGGUGAUAUUACAUGUGUAGUGAAUGAAUGAAGUUAGUGAUGCUUUGCCUUUUUUGAAGCUACCAUUUUGUGAUACAGUGUUUUUAUUACUGUUUUAAUUGACAUAUUUAUAAAAGCCCUCUGGUCUUGUUUAAGGGUAAACUUUUUUAUUGGUAUUAUCCAAAACAAACUUAAACCUAUGUUUAAUAACAAUUACAAUUUCUGAUUACUUAGUUACAAAUGUAUAUAUGCAUGCUUGCUAAUGACUGAAUUUUCAGCUCCAUGAUAUGUUUUGUAAAGAUAUUUAAAAAAUUUCCAUAAACCAUGAAUUGAAUAUGGCAUUCGUAGAACAUUAUAUCUUUUUGUUAGCAGCAUCUUGAAAUGACUAUCAGGAAAUGGAAUAGAAUAAUCAUUCAUGAGAACAUUUCUAAACAAGUAUUUAUAAAGAAGGGAGAUAAUUCAUUAAAUAAACUUAAAUAUUUAGAAAUUUCAAAUGCAAAUAUGACCUCAAACAUAUAAUAAAUGAAGAAGUGGCAAUUAUUUAAAGUCAGAAGGACCUUAUAAUACAUAUAUGUAGUGGCUGUUUGGGUCUUGAAAGUAAAAAUAUCAUGAAAUAUACAGAAAAUUUAUUAAUUGGAGAGUAUGACAUUAAUGGUUUAAAUAAUAUUUUCAAGUUUUUUUGUUGGUUUUAGUACAAUAUUUGUAUGAUUUAUUUCUCUGUACUUUUGAUUUUAUUUCAUCGUAAGAUCAGUAAGUCUUCUGUUUUCAAAAAAAUACUUGUUACGUAGUAUUUACCAGUGUUUGAUUCAUCUUGAAAAAUGAUCAUCAUUUUAGCAUUUGAAUAAGUGAGUAACAACUUUUAUUUGGACCAAUUGAUUGCAGAAUGUGUUGUUUGUGAAAUAUUUGUGUUCAUAACUUAUAAAGUACAUUUAGUAGUAUCAUAUAAACCUUAAUUUGUUGUAUGUAGUAUUGUAUUUUAUUUAUAUGCAUUCUGAACAUGUGCAAUAAAUGUGUUUUAAAACAA